ACACGCUUAAACACGCCAAGUAAGUACACAGGGGACGGAGAAAAAAUUAGAAAAAAAUCUUAACCUCCAGGAUGAUUUUUACCCGUUUGCCGGGGUUUAAACGCCUACUGGUGCGUACAUUUUCCCAAUUUUAAAAAGGUAACAUUUUACCGUCGUAUCGCCAUCGAUCCACCACGGUGCGUGUGGCUGUGUGUGUAUGCCAGUGUGUGUGUGUGUGCGUGUGGAUGUACGCAAGCCGCUGGACGCGAGAGCAUGCGAAUGAAACGUCGAGCGUGACAGAGAGGGCACGAGCCGUCCGACGAAAAGGCGUCAGACGUCUGGCAGCGACGUACACACAAAUCACAGUGCAGUAUCCCCAGGCAGCUGCUGGACGAGUUAGGGUUUUCGUGACUGUCAUUCUGCCCGAGCCGAAGAGUGGCAACAUCUAAGUUAAGGAAAGUGACUCGUACAGGCGCGCAAGGUAAGAACAGUGGCGCUUCACGGUGUGCUUGGAUAAAAAAAAUCGCAGCAAGAAUUUUUUUCACGCACGAAAAAUUGCCCAACUGUGGUGAUAAGCAAAGGCAGUGAGGAAAAAAAAUCGAAAAAAAUUAUUAACCAUCCUCUAAGAUGCCAGCACGCACUCCAGCCACACACACACACACGCACACACUCGUACACGGGAGCGUGGCCCGAGCUGUGCUGCUGCCGUUGUGUGUGCACAUACACGGCAGCCGUGUACAGCCGUCCGGCCGUCUGACAGGGUGGGCACACUGAGCUAACGCAGCGCCACCAUACGUCCGUGCGUGGAACUACGGUCGAGGUCACGUGAACCAGCUCCGACCGCUUGCGAGAGAGAGCGGGCGAUCGAAAACGGGCCGAACAGUGUGCGCGCACCAGCUCGCCGAGCGCUUUUGCGGUUUGCCGUCUCAGUCAGACAUUUUUCCUGACAGGCUCGGCAGCGGGUCUGGCUUGCAACAGACCAGGGCAACAUCAGGGCCGCCAUUUUGACGUCGUCGCGCGACUCGGCCGCUCUCGUUCACAUCUCGGGCUGUGCGGGGCACCGUUUCGUUCAGUCGUCAGUAGCGCUUCUAGAGGCGAGAAGCGAGCGAGCGAGCGAGCAGAACAAAACGGUGAACGCUGGUUCUUGGAAAAAAUAUCUCGCGUUUUAUUUUUUUGUUGGUUGCUUUCGAGUGGUAAUUUUCUUUUCCUACAUGAAUUGUUUUUAAUUGUUUUACGGUACCCAAAAAAAAAAUUCACGCUCUUGCAAAUUGUUGUGCCGAGUGUGUGAGACAGUGAAGCAAUAGAAAGAAUAUUCCCCCAUACCACGAACCCAAAAGGAGGGGGGCUUAUACACAUAGUGAAAUGAAGCGAGAAGGAAUUUCUUUUGCAAUAUUUUAAAACCCCCAGGAUAGCGGAAAAGCGGCAGCAGUUGCAGCAAUAAUUUCAAAACAAAAACAACAGAAAAGGGGGAAAAAAACGCUACUUGGGAGAAAAUAACGCGCGCGCUUGUUUGCACACCCACAUACACACCGAAACCAGUCGAGUCGGGAGUUUUGCCUAGUUCCUGUUUGUUUUAUUUUUUUGUUUUAAUGUGUGAACAACAACGUCGGCCUCCACCGCAGCAGCAGCAAGGGCGAAAGCGCAUCAGCAGCGGCAGUGGUAGCGAUCGCAACAACCGAAUGAUGUAGCGCCAAGAGUUGCAAUACGUGCGAGUGUGCUGAACACAACAGUAUUAGGGAACGCGGUGUGUGGUGUCGUCCUCCCGAUAGACACUGAAGCAAACGAGGACGGCAUGCCCACGCACACACAAGCACACAGUAGCAGCAGGCAGCAGCAGCAGCAGCACCGUCGCGUCGUUUUAUAUUUUGGUGCCGAUGCACUGAGCGACGACGGCAACGCAACAACAACAACAACAACGCCGCAAAGGAAAAGAAAGAAGCAGCAGCAGCAGCAGCCAGGCCCAUUCGAACGCCGCGCGGUGUGUGUGCGUCGAAUGCGCGCGCGCGCGCGUUCGUAAGCGCAGCGGUGUUAGUAAAGUGUGUAAAGUUCCAAAAUCUACAUCUCCAUCAAUCGCAAUCCCGUGUGCGCGCGUGUAUAGUUUCGUGUGCAGUGUCGUGUGUGUGUGUGUGUGAGUGUGCGCGCGCGCGCGCCACGCUCUCUCUUCGUCGCCCGAUAAUCAGCCUACAGACACAUCCCCACUCACACACACAUACACAAAAGCACACACAUCCUGAAGAGGUGGUGAAUUUCUCAGUGUGCCGUGUGUGUGCGUGCGUGCGUUCGGGCUGUAGUGUGUGUGCCGCGUGAAAUCAUCGUGUGUCGGGUGCCGCUUGUGUAGUGAAAGCGUGCGGCAGUGUGUUGUGUGUGUGUGUAUCUGGUUUUUGUAUGUGGUAGCAGCGGGGGAGUUUAGGGCUGUGUGUGAGAGGCGUGGAAUUGUGCAUCCAAGGAAGUGCGCGUGUGUGAGUGUACAUCGUGUAAAGUUCGAGAAAUCAAUCAUUUGCAUCCUCGAGAUCAUUUGCAUCCUCACCAUCGUCGUCGUCAACGUUCAACCAAACCGUAGCCGUCUCUGCAAUAAACAAAAAGACCGCCAGCCCGAGAGCGCCUUCGCCCACCCCCACCUCCAAAGUGUGUGUGCGUGAGAGUGUGUAUGGGCGGUGGGUCCAACAAUCCAUCCGAAAACAAUAGGAGCACGCACACGCGAACGCGAAACGGGUCGAGGUGUGUAUGUGUGUGUGUUGAAGGUAGUAGAAGGUUGUGUGCAAAGUGCGCGAGUGCGCGAGAGAAAGAGAGAGAGAGGACACGAAAUAGCUUCACCGCAACAAUCCACUAGUAGCAGCGCAUCGUCACACACCCGCACACACACACAGCCAACCUACGGCAAAGAGAAAAUCUGGUGGGAGCAGCAAAAGAGAGAAAGGGAGAGAGAGGAAGAGAGAAGAUCAUGAUGUACAGCAACAACAGCAAUAGAAAGUGUUUCAAAUAUGAAGUUACUGAUCGUGCAACUCGUGAGCAAAGUUAGCUUAAGUUUAAGCAAACAAAAUUGUGUGUGUAAAGUGAAAUAAUAAUAAAAAUAAUUUAAAUUAAAGAAGGAAAUAUUCAAAGCUAAAGCAGCACAGUGCUUUGGCCGAGACGUACGAAUCGCUUCUAUCAACAUUAGCAAAGUGAUAAAAAAGAGAAAAAACAAUGGCCGAUCACAUGGAGGAGCCACCGAUGAAGCGGGCGAAAGUCCGAGAAGUAAACUCAGAAGUAAUCGCAACCACGCUCGAUCAAAUGUUCGACCUGGAGAACCAUCUUCCGGACGAGCUGAUGGGCGACAACACGUGGGUCGAUUCGUUGAGCGGAGGAAAUAAACCACCCGGUCCCGGUCCGGGAUCACAGAUGAAUGGAGACGAUCCGGGCGGGGGAACUUCCAACCUGUCGCAGGUAUCGCUCGCCCUCCAACGCCAGCAGCUACAGCAGCAGCAACAACAACAGCAGCAACAGCAGCAGCAGCAACAGCAAAUGCAACAGCAGCAGGUGCACCACCUAAUGCUGCAACAGCAACAGCAGACGAACAAAGCGAUGCCGGGCCAAGCGAUGCUCGGGAUGGGACCGCUCGGUGCCAAGACGCCCGGCAUGCUGUCCUCGAUGAACCAAGCAAUGGGCAACAAUGUGGUAGUGAACGCGAUGGGAGCCGGCGGCGGUGCCGGCAUGCUCGGCAUGGGCAGCGGCAUUGGUCCGAACGGGGGUGUCGGCGGUGGGGCUGGCGGUGCCGGCGGCCCGGUGAUGACGAACAGCAUGGGCUUGAGCGGGGGCGUCAUGUCCGGCGGUGGGCUGGUGCAGCUAAACAGUGGUGGUGUGCGGCAAUCAAACGCCCAGCAGGUUGGUGGCGGCGCGGGCGGUAACGGUGGUCCGAUGAUGCACCAGCUGGUGCCGCCGCAGAACGGCCCGAUGGGAGGCGGCCAGCCCCGGCUGGGCAACCCUGGGCUGAUGCCGCGCACCACCGGGCACAUGAACCCCGGCCUGCGGCAGCUAGUACAGCAGGGCCACGCGGUCGGUGCCCCGAUGGUGGGCCAGAUGGGCGGUGGUGGUGCGGGGAAUGCAGCCGGCGGUCAGUUCGUGGUCGGCUACCAGCAGCAGGGAGUGAUGGCGCAGGGCGUCCGUACCGUAUCGCCUGUCCUCGUCAAUCGCCAGCCGCCGAACGCACCUGGCCCGGGUGGUGCGCGGCUACCGAACCCGAUGGUAACUGGUGGCGGUGGUGCGGGUGGCGCCACGAUAGGUAUGCUCGGAGGCGACGGCAGCGUUGGACCGCAGACACAGGCCGGACCGGGUGGUCCGGGCGGUGUGGUCAGCCUGCAGCAACAGCAGCAGCACGUUGGACCGGGCCCGAAUGCGCCCCAGAUACGGCCACUGGUCGCGUCAGCGGCGGCGGCAGCAGCGGCACAGCAAAACCAAGCCAUGAACUCGAUGAACGUGGCGAGCGGAGCGGCAGGCGGUAGCGGGCCCGGCUCAUCCGGUACGGUGGGUGGGGCGACGGGCGGCGGUACGUCCGGCACGAUGAACAGCAGCCCCGGUGGCAACCCACUGUUGGCCGAUCCGGAGAAGCGAAAGCUCAUCCAGCAGCAGCUAGUGUUGCUGCUGCACGCGCACAAGUGCCAGCGGCGCGAGGCGGAAAACCCGAGCGGCAACAUCUGCAGUCUGGCGCACUGCCGCACGAUGAAGGAGGUGCUGACGCACAUGCAGUCCUGCCUGCUGGGCAAGAACUGUCCCAAGACGCACUGCUCGUCGUCACGGCAGAUCAUCAACCAUUGGAAAAAUUGUCAGCGGCAGGACUGUCCCGUCUGCUUACCGCUCCGUGAUACCAAUAAAUUGAAACAGCAACAAGCUUCCCAGCAGCAGCAGCAACAACAACAACAGCAACAACAGCAGCAGCAGCAGCAACAGCAGCAACAGCAGCAGCAACAACAACAGCAGCAACCUCAACAAUCUCAACUACAACAAUCUCACCAACAGCAGCUUCAUGCGCAGCAGCAAAUGCAGCAACCUCAGCAGCAGCAACUGCAAAUGCAGCAAGACCAGCAUCAGCAGCUGCAGCAAUUACAGCAGCAAUUAGCGCAGCAGCAGCAGCAGGAUGUGAUGCAGCUGCCGCAGAAACAGCAGCAGCAGCUGCUGAUGCAGCAGCAACAGGACCAACAGCAGAAGUCGAUGGAACACAAGCAGCAGUUGGUGAAGUCAGCCCAAGCCCAAAUGAUGCUGUCGGACAAGGAUCAGCAGCAGCAGCAGCUGCUGCAGAAACAUGCACAACUGCAGGCGACGCAGCAGAUACAGCACAACAUGCUGCAACAGCACAAAAAGGUACAGCAGCUGAUGAUGCAGCAAAAGCAGGAACAGAUGCUGCAGAAAUCAUACUCCCAGCAACAGCAAAACCAACUGCAGCAGCAACAAUUGCAGCAACAGCACCAGCAACAAUCACCUCAGCUGAUGCAGCAGCAGUCACCGCAGCUCCAGGUGCAUCAGGCACAAUUGCAACAGCAACAGCAAGUGCUGUCCCAACAGCAACAGCAGCAGCUCUUAUUGCAGCAGCAACACCAACAACAGCAGCAACAGCAACAGCAACAACAGCAACAACAACAGCAACAGCAGCAACAACAACAACAACAACAGCAGCAACAGCAACAACAACAACAGCAACAGCAGCAACAACAGCAACAACAGCAACAGCAGCAACAACAGCAGCAGCAGCAGCAGCAGCAGCAGCAGCAGCAGCAACAGCAGCAGCAGCAGCAACAGCAGCAACAACAGCAACAGCAGCAACAACAGGAUAACAAGUCCCCCAUGUUUGCGCAACGACAGGUAGCGCAGCAACAGCAAGCUCAACUGCAGCAGUCGCAGUUAUCACAACUAUCGCAACCACAGCUACAAGCCCAGGUCGCUCCGCAGCUUCAAUCACUUUCUCACGCACCUUCUCCACAACAGCAACAACAGAACCAGUUAGCCUCUUCUCAGCAAGACCAUAAAAAGAUUGUUCAGCAAGUGACCGAGGUGGCAGUAGCACGUGCUGCUGUGACGACCCCUGUUUCGUCUGUAAUGCAACAACAACCAUCACAGCAGCAACUGCAACAGCAACAACAGCAGCAACAGCAGCAACAGCAGCAACAGCAACAACAGCAGCAACAGCAACAACAGCAGCAACAGCAGCAACAGCAGCAACAACAGCAACAACAGCAACAACAGCAGCAGCAGCAACAGCCGCAACAACAGAAACUGCAAGUGGAACAGAAAAAGGACCAGCUACAGCAGCAUUUAGAGCAGCCGAAAACAGAACCACAGCUAGAGGUGCCACAGGACCAGCAGCAGCAUAAUGAGCUGACCGAGAAGCAACAAACGCUGACGCCAGUGAUGCAUUCGGUGGACUCGUCGGAAGCAAGUAGUGCACUCAGCAAGCCAGACGGCAGUGCUGACCCGACAACAGUAUUGACGGUGAAGCAGGACGAGCACGCGAAAGCGCAGGAGCCGAGCGCCGAACAGCUGCUGCAGGAUCAGCUGCAGUCACAGUUGGACAUGAACAAGCAGAAAACGGAUCCGCUGCAGAAAGACCUAAGGCUGCCCGGCAUUGAGCAGGACGGCAAGGACGGUCAGCGCGAUGCGACCGAGCAGAAGGACCACUUGGAUCAUUCUGAGCAGGACAAGACGAAGCAAACGGACGACGCGUCGGAGAAAAAGACGCAGCCAGAGGCCAAGGAUGGUGCGACGAAUCACGACGGGUCGAAAGAGUUGUCGGAUAAGCAGCAGGAAAAGGUGGACAAGAGCGACCACAAGGAUGGUCUGACGAAGGGAGGCUCAUCGUCCCCAGCGAUAGUCGAUUCCGGGACACUAGCGGACGCCGCGACGAGCCAGGGCGAAAGCUCCGACCAGGACAAGAACGAUCAGAAGGACGCGAAGGACGCGACACAGGACGGCAAAGAGCAGCAUCAUGACAAGCAGCAGGACACGCUGGAACCGGCAAAGGGCGACGAUGCGUCACAAGCGGAGCAAAAGGAAGGCAAAGCGGACGGGUUGGCCGACCAGCAGCAGCAGCAGGAUAAGAAGGAACAGUCGGAAACGGAAAGCAAAUCGCAGGACGCGGGUGCGGGCGAGGCAAAGGAUCAGCAAGAUAAGCCAAGCGGAGAGUCGCUCGAUCACAAGAUGGCCGACGGCACGGCGGAGGGCAAAGCUGCGCUGGACAAGAAGCAGCAACCGGGCGAGACCGGUGCGGCAUCCGAUGCUGCGACCGAUCAGUCGGAGAAGAAGCCAGAAUCGCAAUCACCGGACCAAACGUCUGCGACCGGUGAGCCGCUGCCGGACAAGCUGGACGGCGGUAAGGAAGACGCGCAAAAGGAUGCUAGCAGCAACGGUGCCAGCAAAGCGGACGAACUGGCAGACGGGCUGUCGAAAGCUUCCUCCUCGCUGCCGUUGGCGGACAGCGGGCUGGAAGACGCCAGCAAGCUGCUGAAGUCGGACGACAAACCAAAGCUGCCAACGGUGGACCAAGCGGCCGGUGACGAAUCGAGUCAGAACGAUGCGUCCAAGGCCGCUAGCGAGCUAACGGAGGAGGGAGCGAAUAAGAUGGACGUGCAGGAGCAGGGAGACAAGGAGAAAACGGCUGGCGAGUUGCUGGCGGAAGCGAUGGAAGUAGAUUCGGACUUGGCCACGGCCCAGUCCGUCGGGUCUACCGAUCAGAGCAAAGCAGGCCAGCAGCGAACGGGCGACGAUCAGCAGGACGCGGUGCUGGCGAAAGCGCUGCAGGACGCGGAUCACGAAAUGAAGGACGUCUCGCUCGUGGCACAGCUCCAGGAGCAGGAGAAGGACAAGCAGUCGCCGUCCCCUCAGCAACGGCAGCUGCAGCUCGACCAAUCGAAGCAGCAGGAACUGGCUAAACCGCACACACCGCUGACACCUCAAACCGCCCUAUCCUCGCCCCAGCAGCAACAGCAGCAGCAGCAGGCUCAACAGCAAACGAAGCUGAACCUGCAGCAACAGCAGCAGAAGCUGCAGCAGCAGCUACAGCAACAGCUGCAACCCCAGCAGCAGCAGAUGCAAAUGCUGCAGCAAAAGCAGCCCCAGCAGAUGCUGCUACUUCAGCAGCUGCAGCAGCAGCAGUCCGACAGUCAGAUGCAGAUGAAGUCAGCGGACAGCACGGAACAGCAGCAGCACGAUCAGCAGUUGCUCUCCUCGGCCCAGACCACUCCGCAGGCAUCGCCACUGACGAACCAGCAGCAGCUGAAAGGACUGCUGCCCCAAACGGUCGUCUCGGUGGGCCAGGAGCAGGCGGGCGGACAGGCCGGCCAGGACGGGUCAGCGGCGCAGGUGCUGCUACAGCAGCAGCAGCAGCAGCAGAACGCCACUGGAAGCGUAACGGCCGGCGUGGAUGGUGUGGUAGGUGCAAGGGCACCGUUCAACCAGCAGCUCGUGAACAGUAUGCAGCAGCAGUGCGGUCCCUCGUCCUCACCGUUGCAGGGCAAUCUGAUCGGUGCUGCCGGGCAGCAGCAGCAGCAGCAACAGCCAAAUCAAAUGAACAGCAUGCGUGCCAUGGGAAUGGUGAGCCAGCAGCAGCAGCAGCCGGGAGGCAACGCGGUACGUCUGAUGAUGCCACCGAACCAGCUAGUGACGAGUGGCGGCAUGCUGCAGCAAAACGCUACCGACGGUAUGCUGGGCCAGAAUGCGGCCAACCAGCAGGGAGGCGGCGGUGUGCAGCAGACGCAAGCGAAUCCCUCCAUCAUUCCAAUGGGAGCGGGUAGCGGCGGCGGCGGCAACCAGAUGCUGUUCAGUCCCGGCGACGGUAGCACGCUGACGAACAGUGGGGCGGUAGUGUGCAGCACGUCGACCACUGGCGGCGGCGGUAUGCAGACGAUGACGUCCCAGUCGAUGCCGCUGAUGAACGCGACCAACACGAGCACGAUGAGCGGCGGCGGCGGCGGGGGACCAAACACGAGCAGCUUCGCGGCGGGCAGUGGUGCUGGUGGGGGCGGAGCAGGCGGUACCGGCGGUACCAACCCGUCGAUGGUGGCAGUGCCGGUGCAGGGUACGAAGGAUUGGCACCAUUCAGUCACGCCCGACCUGCGCAACCAUCUGGUGCACAAGCUGGUGCAGGCGAUCUUUCCCUCGCCCGACCCGUCCGCCAUGUUCGACAAGCGGAUGUACAAUCUGGUCGCGUACGCGAAGAAGGUCGAGGGCGACAUGUACGAGAUGGCCAACUCGCGCUCGGAGUACUACCACCUGCUGGCGGAGAAGAUCUACAAGAUACAGAAGGAGCUGGAGGAGAAGCGCCAGAAGCGCAAGGAGCAGCAGAUGCAGCUGCAGCAGCAACAGCAGCAACAGCAGCAGCUGAACGCGGCCGGGCAGGUAGUGGGCGGUGCCGGUGCCGGCGGUGCUGGUGCGAAUGCCGCCGGUCAGCUGCUGCGCCCGCUCAACCACAACCACCAGCAGCAGGUGAACCUGCUGGGCGGUAUGAACGCGGCGGCGGGCGCUAACAAUCCGGCCGCCAUGCAGCAGAUGCGGCACGGCGGCGGCACCGGUGGACUGAUGAACCAGGCGCAGAACAACCUCGGCGGCCAGCUGGGACCAAACAGCCGGCUCGGCGUGGUAAACGCGCAGCAGCAGGGCGGUGGACCGGGUGGCCAAACGCAGCAGCUGUUUGUGGCGCAGCCGGGCCCAAGCCCGAACGGCAAUCUGGUGCACGGCGCGGGCGGCACUGUGCUGCCCGGCGGGCUUUCUCCCUUCGCCCAGCAGCAGCAACCGAACAACCAUGCGCAGGGCAUGGUCGGUGUGCCGCAGCAGCAACCGUCCCCGCAGGUGGUAAACCAGCAGUCAUUCCUCAACGGACCGGCAAUGAUGGACAGCUCCUCGCAGCUGCAGCAGUUCAACGACAUCGUGCGGGCCAAGUGCGCCAACCUCAGUGGUGGCGGUGUCGACGGUACGCAGCAGCAGCUCGGGCAGCUCUCCAGUGCGCUUACCGGUCAGACGAUGGCGCAAGGCAUGCGCACGGCGUUCGGUGGCGUCAAUGCUAGCGCGGCGCAGCAACAGCAGCAGCAGGGAGCCAAUCCGGGCAACAAUCCUGGUGCGUCCGGCGGCAUGUUUGUCAACACAAUCAACCCCGGCGGCGGCGGUGGUGGUGGUGGUGGCGCCGGCGGCUUCAAGCUGAUGAGCGGCGGCAAAGCUCAGGCCCAGCAGCGCAACAUGGCUCUGCUCUCGGGUAUGGGAGGUGGUGGAGGCGGUGGCGGCGGCGGCACCGGCGGUGCUGGCACAAUCGGCAGUGCGGGAGGAGCCGGCACAGGCGGUACCGGGCUGACCGGUACAGCAGAUCUCCUAGCCAGCAGUCCGUACGGUGUCGUCGGUGGGGCGGGUGGAACGAUCGGCCCCAAUGCAACCACCGUGGCCACGUCGAACGGGCCCAUGCUGCCCUCCCCGGCAGGGAACAGCAGCACGUCCAGCAACAGUAUUGUACCGCUACUGCUCACGCCCGGAGGACCACCGUCGACGGAAUCAUCGUCGGCGGGCGUCGGUGACGGGCUCGGCGGACCGACCGCCACAACCGGUGCGUCCUCGGCCUUGCCCGUUGGCGGCGGACUUCUUCCGCCAGGCAGCUCGCUGGGCGGAACGAUGGUGACCGGGGCGGCCGCCACCGCCACCCUCUCGCUGAACGGCAGCUCUACCACGACGACGCCCGCAACGACGCCGGCCACCCCGGGCAGUGGUGCCGCCCUCCCAUCCACGUCCACCGUGCUGCCCGCCUCGACCGGCAACCUUAGCGGAGGGUCCGGCACGACGAACACCACUGCCAACGGGGCCAGCACGCUCACCACGUCGGUGGGCAUGUCGGUCAGCCGCAUGACCGCGUCCUCGUCCUACAGCUCGCAGAUGGCCGCCCUCGAGGCGGCGAUGGCACGGGACAAGGAAGACUCGCCCGAACAGCCGAGCAGCAGUGGCGCGAAGGACGCCAGCGCUGGUGGCGGUGGUGGCGGCGGCGGCGGCUGUGGCAGCAAGAACAACAAGGGCAAGUUCGAGAUGAAGCGCGAGGAGGACAUCAAGAGCGAGCCGGACAGCAACCACAUGGACACGUCGGGCGGCGGCGAGAGCGGCGGCAAGAACGUGAACAACGAGUGCAUGAGCAUGAUGGCGCACGAAAUCAAGUCGGAGCUGAUGGACGGUUCGGACGGCAGCAGCAGCGGCGGCAGCAGCGGCAAGAACAAGCUGGACGUGACCUCGUUCAAGGUGGAGGUGGAGCAGGGCCGCCCCGGCAGCCCGAAGGCGAAGGUGAUGAAGACGGAGCUGAAGGCGGGCAUCUACCCGGAGCCGACCAUCCAGACGAACGCGAGCGACAACAAAAAGAAGUGCUCGUUCAAGCCGGAGGAACUGCGGGAGGCGCUGCUGCCCACGCUCGAGAAGCUGGUCACGCAGGAACCGGAAUCGAUCCCGUUCCGCAUGCCGGUCGACCCGAACUCGCUCGGCAUACCCGACUACUUCGACAUCGUCCGCCAGCCGAUGGAUCUGAGCACGAUCCGGAAGAAGCUGGAGAGCGGCCAGUACCAGGAUCCGCGCGAGUACGUCGACGACGUGUGGCUCAUGUUCGACAACGCCUGGCUGUACAACCGGAAGACGUCACGCGUCUAUCGCUACUGCACCAAGCUGUCGGAGGUGUUCGAGAUGGAGAUCGACCCGGUGAUGCAGUCGCUGGGGUACUGCUGUGGCCGCAAGUAUACCUUCAACCCGCAAGUGCUGUGCUGCUACGGCAAGCAGCUAUGUACCAUUCCACGAGACGCAAAGUAUUACAGCUACCAAAACCGCUCUUUUGGGGCAUUAUCUACCAGAUACACGUACUGUCAGAAGUGCUUCAACGAGAUACCGGGCGAUACGGUUACGCUUGGUGACGAUCCGAUGCAGUCGCAAACCCAAAUCAAGAAGGACCAGUUCAAGGAGAUGAAAAACGAUCACCUCGAGCUGGAACCGUUCGUCGACUGUCUCGACUGCGGGCGCAAGCAGCACCAGAUCUGCGUGCUCUACCUCGAGUCCAUUUGGCCGGGCGGGUUCGUGUGUGACGCCUGCCUGAAGAAGAAGGGCCAGAAGCGGAAGGACAACAAGUUUAACGCGAAGCGUCUGCCCACCUCCAAGCUCGGCACGUACAUCGAGACGCGGGUGAACAACUUCCUGAAGAAGAAGGAGGCCGGCGCCGGCGAGGUGCACAUACGCGUCGUCUCCAGCUCGGACAAGAUGGUGGAGGUGAAGCCGGGCAUGCGCAGCCGGUUUGUCGAGAACGGCGAGAUGCUGCCCGAGUUCCCGUACCGCGCGAAGGCACUGUUCGCGUUCGAGGAGGUGGACGGCGUGGACGUGUGCUUCUUCGGCAUGCACGUGCAGGAGUACGGGUCGGAGUGUGCGGCACCGAACACGCGGCGCGUCUACAUCGCCUACCUCGACUCGGUGCACUUCUUCCGACCGCGCCAGUACCGCACGUCCGUCUACCACGAGAUACUGCUCGGGUACAUGGACUACGCGAAGCAGCUCGGCUACACGAUGGCCCACAUCUGGGCCUGCCCGCCGUCCGAGGGCGACGACUACAUCUUCCACUGCCAUCCGCCCGAGCAGCGGAUACCGAAGCCGAAGCGGCUGCAGGAGUGGUACAAGAAGAUGCUGGACAAGGGCAUGGUCGAGCGUACCAUCCAGGACUACAAGGACAUCCUGAAGCAGGCGAUGGAGGACAAGCUGCAGUCGGCGUCCGAGCUGCCGUACUUCGAGGGUGACUUCUGGCCGAACGUGCUGGAGGAAAGCAUCAAGGAGCUGGAUCAGGAGGAGGAGGAAAAGCGCAAGCAGGCCGAGCGCGAGGAGGCGGCGAACGCGAUGAUCAUGUCGAACGAUGACAGCGACACCGUAGCCGACGGUAAGAAGAAAGGCCAGAAGAAGGCGAAAAAGUCCAACAAGUCGAAGGCAGCUCAGCGUAAAAGCAACAAGAAAACCAACGAACAGAUUGGCAACGAUCUCAGCGCAAAGAUAUUCGCCACCAUGGAAAAGCACAAGGAGGUGUUCUUCGUCAUCCGGCUUCAUUCGGCGCAGUCGGCUGCCAGCUUAGCGCCCAUCCAAGAUCCGGAUCCACUAAUCAACUGCGAUCUGAUGGACGGGCGCGAUGCGUUCCUGACGCUCGCGAGGGACAAGCAUUUCGAGUUUUCUUCGCUACGCCGGGCUCAGUUCAGUACGCUCUGCAUGCUGUACGAGCUGCACAACCAGGGCCAGGACAAGUUUGUCUACACCUGCAACAACUGCAAGAACCACGUCGAGACGCGAUACCACUGCACCGUCUGUGACGAUUUUGAUCUCUGUAUUACCUGUAAGGAGAAGGUGGGCCACCAGCACAAGAUGGACAAGCUGGGUUUCGAUCUGGACGACGGGUCGUCCCCGUCGGACGUGAAGCAGACGAACCCGCAGGAAGCGCGCAAGCAAUCGAUCCAGCGCUGCAUCCAGUCGCUGGUGCACGCCUGCCAGUGCCGCGACGCCAACUGUCGCCUGCCGUCCUGCCAGAAGAUGAAGCGGGUGGUGCAGCACACGAAGCACUGCAAGCGAAAGACGCACGGCGGUUGCCCGAUCUGCAAGCAGCUGAUAGCGCUCUGCUGCUACCACGCGAAGCACUGCCAGGAGGCGAAAUGCUUGGUCCCGUUCUGCCCGAACAUCAAGCACAAGCUGAAGCAGCAGCAGCUACAGCAGAGAUUGCAACAGCAGCAGCUUCUUCGGCGCCGUAUGGCGGUGAUGAACACGACCCGGCUCGGUGCACCGACACCGCAGAUACCGCAGAACAGCAACGGCGGCGGCAGCAGCCUGAGCAGCGCCGUCUGCUCGACCAACGUCAUCGCCGGCUGCUCGGUGGCCCCGUCCGGGCCGGUUAGCAACACGAUGGCGAUCGGUGUGCCGGCGAGCGGCGGUGGUGUCGUCACCAGCAUGGCAUGUGGUGGGUUAAACAAUGCCGGCGCGGGUGCCAUGAGUCCGUCGGCCGUGCCAAACACGGUCCAGAUGGGUGGCAUGGGCAGCCCGCACCACGGUGGCAUCGGCAUGAAGCCGGGAGCACAAACACCGCCGGCGAAUGUGCUGCAAGCUGUCAAACAGGUACAGGAGGAAGCCGCUCGCCAGCAAGCGCCCCAUGUGGGCUAUGGCAAGGUCAAUCCCGUAAUGAUACCGCCAGUAAUGGCGCGUGCCAUGCCGGCCGGCCAUAUGAACGCGGGUGGCGUCGGUGUGAACGUGUCGGGCGUGGGCGUGAUGCCCAAUGCGCAGCAGCAACCGAAUGCGGUGGGCGUGGCGAUGGGUGGACCGGGCGGUGGUCCGGGCGGCCUCGGCCAGAACGUGAUGCAAAUGGACCAGUGGAACACGCGCUACCCGAACGGUGGCGGUCCGGGCAUGCGACCAACGCUCCCCGGCAUGAUGCAGCAGCCGCAGCAGCAACAGCCACAGAACACGCUCCAGACGGGCAUCAUGGGUGGCGGUGUCGGAGGUGCGCAGAUGAUGGCCGGCAUACGGCAGGGCCCGGUCGCCAUGCAGGGUGGCAUGAUGGGCAAUGCCCAGCAGCAGCAGGCCGGCGGGCAACAGAACCAGCCCGGUCAAACGCAGAUGGCCACGCAGCCGAAGCAGGCGAUCGCACAGCUCAUGGCGACCCUCAAGAAUCCGGCCGCCGGUCCGGAGCAGCAGCAGCAGCUCCUGUCGAUACUGAAGGCCAACCCGCAACUGAUGGCUGCCUUCAUUAAGCAACGACAACAACAGGCGGCUCAUCAGCAGAAUCAAAAUCAAGUGGGAAUGCCGCAGCAACAGCAACAGCAGCAGGUGCAGCAGCAACAGCAGCAGCAAGCGCAGCAACAACAGCAACAACAGCAACAGCAAGUCCAGCAGCAGCAGCUCAACGUCAUGCAUCCCGGUGGCUCGCAGGUGCAGCAGGUGCAGUCUGGCCAGCCGGUAAUGGUGUACAAUCCGACAACCGGCGGGCAGAUGGCAGCGAACCGCAUGCAAGGCGUACAGGGUAUGCCGGGCGGCGGCAAACCGGGCAACAAUCCAUCCAUGCAAAUGCCGCUGCAGCAACAGCUCUGGUACAAGCAGCAGCAGGCGCAACAGCAGCAGCAGCAGCAGCAGCAACAGCAGCUGAUGCUGCACCGCCAGCUGGCCAUGUCCGGCGGUAACAUUCCACCCGUCCCACCGUACAACCAGCGUCCCCGGCCGCAGCAGCAGAUGGGCGGCGGGUACGGGCAGGCUGGCGGCAUGUUCCCCGAUCAGCAGCAGUACAUUCAGCAGACGAUGAAGCCGAACCCGCAGGCACAGGGCGGCGUCGGCGUGAACGUCUUGUCCCAGCAGCUGCAGCAGCAGCAGCAGCAGCAGGGCCAGGGCCCGAACCAGGGCAUCAUGGGGCCGCCGAACCCGCAGCAGCUCGCCAUGCAGCAGCAGCUGAUGCAGUCGGUCCGGUCGCCGCCACCGAUUCGCAGCCCGCAGCCCCAGCCGUCCCCGCGGGCGGUACCGUCGCCGCGGGCUCAACCGUCCGUGUCGCCGCGUGCGCAACCGUCGCCGCACCACAUUCCGUCCCAUUCGCCCGUGCCAGUGCAGCCGGGCGACGUAGUGCUGCACAACCACAUGCACUCGGGCCACCAGCCGGGCAACGUGGUUGGCAUGGGAGGUGGCCUGGGCAACGUCGGCAUGCCAGGGGCGGGCACCGGUAACGUGGUCGGAGUGGGCGUCGUCGGUGUGGGCGGCCCAGUGAACGCCAUGUCGGUGGGCGGCGGCAUGGGCGGCGUGGUGGGCGUAGUCGGCGGGCUCGGUGGCGGCAACGUGGUGGGCGUGGGAGGCGCGGGCGGUGUGCAGCAGGAUCUGUCGCAGGGCGUCGGCAUAAUCGGCCCGGGCGGUAACGGGAACGCUGGCGAAACCUCCCUGCCAGACCAGCUGACCAAGUUUGUCGAACAGUUGUAGUAGUAUUCUGGAAAAAGUCAACGUAGCGGGUAGAAACGUACUAUUUUGAUAUUAUUAGUUUGUUUUAGAAUAAUUAGUUUUUUUUUUGGUACAGAUGUUUACAAAUCGUGUGUAGCUUAAGUGAAGUGUGAUUCCGUUCUGAUAGGGACAAAGAAAGCAUUACGCAAGCAUUACGAGCAAGAAAGGAUAGUAUAUUUGUUUACCAAUUGUGUCGGAAGGUAAAGUGAAAAGUACGUGGCUGCGCAUAUAAGCAAGGAAAACAGCAAUUUAAGGAUAUAGUUUCAUUGAACAGAGCGAAAGGCAUAUAUUGGACAUAGGCUAUAUAAUUGUGCAUAGAUAUAGUUCGAUUUUCGUUCAACAUGGCGAAAGUCGGUCCUAUUCGCUGUCAAUAGUUAAAUGUUCAUUAGUUCUAUUCCAACCAAUACCCUGAACACAAUUUUUGUUUGUUUUUUAAGGGCUCGUAUUCUAGGCUUAGGACGAAGAGUUUUUUUUUCUAUUUCGUUAUAAUGUAUCACAAGCAUAGGUGGAGAGCGAUUGUGUAGCACUCACACGUAGAUCACGCGAAAAAUCAUACGGUUUAAGUAAUGAAUUGCUCGAUUUGAAGCCAUUUUUCUCAGGUUUCAUUAAUUACCUUCGAAACACUUGCACACGCGCUCGCGCUAAAAAAAAGAAAAGAACUCACCUGCAUACGUCAUAACUAUAUUAGUUUAUUAUCAUGUAUAGAUAUAUACAUACACAUAUACAUAUACAUAUAUUUUCUCCAUGUGCAUGGUGUAAAUAUGCAAGUCUCCGAAACGUCUUCGUCCUUUAACAUGUGCAUAAUGAUUGUGACAGGUUCAAUAAGCGCGGGCCCGUAAAGCAUGUAGUAGGCCAAACGAGAAACGACUAGCGCAAAUUUAACUCUGCGUGAUUUACCUUCAAAUAAUACUGUGUUCCAGUGCGUUUUCAGUUAACACGAAAGCUCUAGUGCGUGUUAAUCUAUUUUAUAAAGCUGUACAUAUUUAAAUCCCUUUUUGAAAGAUGAAGAUCGGAGAGAGGAACCAGGGACAUGUAGAUUACGGAUGAGGGCGGGGUGCAGGGUGCGAGCUAGAAACAUGCGGUGUAUAGGAAAAUUGGUAAGAAAAAUCAGAAAACAAACAACACAACCAAGAGAGCAGAACAAACCAGAAGAACGACACAAAAGGCCUUGCUAGCGAAGUGGUGAAGUAAAACGUGUAAAAGAAAUGCAAUUUGUAUAGGUAAAAAAACAUACAAAACAAACAAACAUUAGACUUUUGAAUUUAGUGUAUUCUUCGAAAAGGGAGUUAGCGCGAGUGCAUUAUUAUAAUGCAUUCGCAGUCACACAUCCACUCGCUCGCACACACCACACUACAGCUUCUAACCACCCAAGCUUUCGUACGGGGGUUUUGAAUUCUUUUUUUGGUGGGUGUGGUUUUUUUUCUGGCUUUUUUUUUGUACAUCUUACACUGAACGAUCUAAUCACAAAAGUUCUACAGUAAGGUGGUCCUCAAUGCACGUAUACGCGCAAUCUGCAAAGUAGAAUGUUUUCCGUUUUUUUUCCGACACUAGCUGCAAUCACUAAAGUAUUUUUAAAAUCCUUCAAAGAAAAUUCAGGUACCCGUUAGCCAUAAUCUCCUUUACCGGCAUUAGGUUGCGUAUUUUCCCUUGUUUGUAUAUAUUUGCUUCCUAUUCUUUUCUUAUCUAACAUCGGUUAUUCGGUCGUGUGGGUUGCAGUAGUCAAUUCGUACGACUUAACAACCCAAGGGUGUUGUUACUCGAACUUGAAUGGCUUGAUUCUUUUCACACGCAGAGCUGACUAUCCAUUCUGUUUUAUGCGCCCUGCUACGGUUGUUGCACCAAGAAAGAGGAUUUGCCCGUUUGUUUUUGUCCCGAACUGACUGCACCUUUUGGGCUCUGGCGAGUGUGCGCGUGUGCUUGUGAAAAUGUGGGCUAAUGGCUAGUUGGGACAAAGUCACAUAAGAUAAGCUGGAAAAAGUAGUACGAAACAUUGGAAGUGGAGACUCUGGUGCGUGCGUGUGUGUGUGUGUGUGUGUAACGAGACCACCCCGUAAGCUUUAAAACCGAAGAGCAAGCAAGAUUUAAUUUAGGCAGUAAAAAGUGACACAAAUUACAUUUAAAAGCAAUGGCGUCCUGUGUAACCGAUUCCCGCCCUUCCCGGCGCCCUGUUGUGCUCUGUCGCCUUGUGUGACAGAAGCCGGGGAUGUGGGAGGGUGGUGAGUUUGAACUACGAAACAAGACUUACUUCUUCGAUAAGUGGAAACGUGCGCUUUUACUACGUUCUGUACAUAUAGAUUUGAUUUUAUCCGGCUAUAAACGUGGUCAGGGCCUGUUAACAAACUCUUUGCUGGCUUUGUAUUAAAAAGUGUAUUCUAGCAAUAAUCCUAAAACUGGCAAGGUAAAGAGACGCGAAGGAGGGCGGGAGAAUUUGAGAGAUCGAGAGGCAGAGAGAAUAGAGGACAGGGUAGUAGUAGCACUUUCUCCCAUCUUUCAUUUAAAAAAAAAACCACCACCACCCAUAACUCAGGAUGAGUGCACACAAUAUACCACAUUCACGUUCACAAUAUUGGGUGAGUACGCCCUUUCCAGCGUGAGUGUGCAUUGUGUUUUUUUUUUCUUCAUUAAUUUUCUAUUUCAUCUGAUCUUUUUUUUGUAAAAAAAUAACGAAUGGGAUAGAAAGAGAGAGAGAAUAGAGAGAAAAAGAAAGAUACAAAGAGAGGGAAGAUGUAGGAUGAUCUUUCUCGACAAAGACAAAACGAAAGGUAGGGCAAUUGAAGAGAAAUUGUUAUGUGGCUGUGUCGUCGUUAUUAUACGCAUCAUCAGAGUGCGGUUAACCGCCUGAUGGAAAAUGGUUUAUGCGCGGUUCGCGUCCCGUUUUUCUACUGUCUUGCUGCACAUACGCCCAACGUUGGCGGGGCGAGAGGACAGACCAUUUGUGAUUAGUUUCCCUUACCUUAUUCGUUUUAGUUAUCGUAGUUAUAACACGCAAUCCUUACUGGCGUGCAUGCGAAAGCCGUACUACAAAAAAAGAAAAGCAAGGAAAACAAGAGAGUAAGACAGCAAACGAACACACAUACAUCACACGAUCUGACUUGAUUUUCACUUCCUCUUUAAUUAUAGCGUAACGGUUAGUACGUAAGGAAGCAUACAGACGUGUUUAGUUAUUAUAAUGUGUAUACAUAUAUGUAUUUAUAUAUGUAUAUAUGCAUACAUUAAACGUUCACACACUUUUUCACGCUUGUUUAAUAAUUUAUCUAUCCGCGAUCGCUUUCAAUUCUUGUAAUUGUGUGCACAGGUGUAUAUAUAUAUAUAUACGUAACAAAACAAAUGUUCUAAAGAAUAAUAUUUAAGUAUAAUAUACACAUACCCUACACACCUAACACCCACCCACACCCCUUCCAUCAUUUCCCCUCCUGUUGCUGUUGCUGUCGAGCGCUUAAAGAGAUUCGAAGAAACACGACCAACCGAUGGGAAUUCCAAUUGGUAAAACAACACACCCACGUACGUACGUACAAUAUCAUUGCCCAUUACCUCUCUCUCCCCCCCCCCUGCCUCCUCCCCCUCCGUAUCUCCCUUUCUACCUUCCUUGACCACCCCCUACCUCUCAUUCUUCCAUAUCCCAAAUGCUCAAACGCGAACAAUAUCAUCCCAGUCCGCAGUUCCACGUUAGGCGGUAAAGCAAAAUGUAAUCUGUAUCCUUUAUACAUAAAGCUAGGAUUACGAUUGGAAAUAAUUUAUAACACAAAAUGCCACAUUUAAUAUAAAUAUAUUCUAUACAUAAAUGUAGCAUAUAGGAAGGAUAGUUCGUGUCCCACACCACUCGAAGAUCGCUGUUCAAACAAAAUUUUGAGAUGUAGGCGAUAAAAUGCGAGAAAUGGAGAGAGGAAGGGUAAGAAAAAAACGCAGAAGCGUAAGAACGGAAAAUUAACACUAGACCAUAAAAAAAUGGAGGCAGCAGGUCGAUGAUACUGUAAAUUGCAUAGAAAACGCAUGCGGGGGUAUAAAAGCAAAAUGUACUGAGCAAAAGGGUUUAGCAGCAGCCAGCAGCAGCAAACAGAAGCAAAAAGCAAAAAAAAACGGGAUGACAGAGAAAACGAAGCGCGUGUGUGUGUGUGUGUGUCCGUGUGUGUGUGUGUGUGUGUGAAUGAGUGUGUGUGUGUGUGUGCGUGUUUGCAUGUAUCCGCUGUUGCAACGAAAUCAUACACAACAAAAAAGCUCACCCACUUCGUUUUCUCUCCUAACUGCAGUUGCGCGUGGUUUAAUUUAAUAGUCCUACCAGUAAUUGAAGCAAAAGCAAAACAAAAGCAAAACAUCCUUCAUACUUACAAGCUCUAUAAUAAUUAAAUAGAAAAAAAAAAACGAAAGAAACAAUUAUGUUGAAACGAUGUACUAUUACUGCUAAAUGUAAAGCGGAGAGAGGAUCGUGAAAACGAUGUAAGGGACGGAGAGGGAGAAGUAUACAAUAAGCAAGGUAGAGCGAGGAAGGGUAAAGAGAAAAAUCAGAAACAAAGAAACAAACGAACAUAAAAUGUAUACAAAAUCAAGAAUGUA
Molecule: messenger RNA, 20487 nt
Organism: Anopheles gambiae (African malaria mosquito)
Lineage: Eukaryota; Metazoa; Arthropoda; Insecta; Diptera; Culicidae
Gene: nej
Product: histone lysine acetyltransferase CREBBP
Exons: 17
Coding region: 3163-15918 (4251 amino acids)
Biological process (GO): positive regulation of transcription by RNA polymerase II
Cellular component (GO): transcription regulator complex; histone acetyltransferase complex
Molecular function (GO): chromatin DNA binding; transcription coactivator activity; zinc ion binding
Source: RefSeq, a predicted model, not a curated record